CGCGAUCGGCUCCACAUAACCUGUCCAGCAUCUGAGCCCUCCCUGCUAAACUCAGCAAAAUACUGCAGUCCUCUGAUCAAGAGAACUUUGCUCCCCUUGCCGCACAGCUCCUGGCUCAUCCUUCGACCAGUAAGUGAGCGCUGCUUCACCACACAGCUCUCCGGAGCGGCCCCUACAGGAAUCAUUAACCAAUGGCAACAAGAAUCCAAGGAUAAAGUGAUUUCGCUCCUGUUAACUCACCUGCCUUUGCUGAAGCCCGGAAACCUCGACGCAAAAGUAGAAUAUAUGAAGCUGCUGCCCAAGAUUCUGGCCCACUCCAUCGAACACAACCAGCACAUCGAGGAGAGCAGGCAGCUGCUGUCCUAUGCUCUGAUCCACCCAGCCACUUCGCUGGAAGAUCGCAGCGCCCUGGCCAUGUGGCUGAAUCACCUGGAGGACCGCACGUCCACCGGCUUCGGCAGUGGCCAGAACCGAGGCCGCUCGGACUCUGUGGAUUACGGGCAGUCGCACUACUAUCACCAAAGACAGAACUCCGACGACAAGCUCAAUGGGUGGCAGAACUCUCGGGACUCUGGGAUUUGCAUCAACGCCUCCAGCUGGCAGGACAAAAGCCUGGGGUGUGAGAAUGGCCACGUGCCCCUCUACUCCUCCUCCUCCGUCCCCACCACCAUCAACACGAUUGGAACCAGCACAAGUACAAUUCUCUCAGGCCAGGCACACCACAGCCCUUUGAAACGAUCUGUGUCCCUUACCCCACCCAUGAAUGUGCCAAACCAGCCUCUAGGACAUGGAUGGAUGUCUCAUGAGGACUUACGAGCUAGAGGACCCCAGUGCCUCCCCUCCGAUCAUGCCCCCCUGUCUCCACAAAGCAGUGUAGCCUCUUCAGGAAGUGGUGGGAGUGAACACUUAGAAGAUCAGACCACUGCUCGUAACACAUUCCAAGAAGAAGGUAGUGGUAUGAAAGAUGUUCCGGCCUGGUUGAAGAGCCUGCGUCUGCACAAGUACGCCGCGCUGUUCUCCCAGAUGACCUACGAGGAGAUGAUGGCCCUCACCGAGUGCCAGCUGGAGGCUCAGAAUGUUACCAAAGGUGCGAGACACAAAAUCGUCAUCAGUAUUCAGAAGCUCAAAGAAAGACAAAACCACCUGAAGUCUCUGGAAAGGGACAUCAUCGAGGGGGGAAGCCUGCGCGUCCCGCUGCAGGAGCUGCAUCAGAUGAUCCUGACCCCCAUCAAGGCCUACAGCCCCCCGAGUGCCUGCGAUGGGGAGCUGGCCGUGGCGCCCCUGCCAGAGGGCGACCUUCCCGGGCAGUUCACGCGUGUCAUGGGGAAAGUGUGCACCCAGCUCUUGGUCUCCAGACCCGACGAGGAGAACAUAAGCUCCUACCUUCAGCUCAUAGACAAGUGUCUCAUCCACGAGGCAUUCACAGAGACACAGAAGAAAAGAUUGUUGUCAUGGAAACAGCAGGUGCAAAAGCUCUUCCGGUCUUUCCCUCGGAAAACCCUCCUGGACAUAUCAGGGUACCGACAGCAAAGAAACCGCGGCUUUGGGCAGUCCAACUCCCUCCCGACAGCCGGCUCUGUGGGCGGAGGCAUGGGCAGGCGGAACCCGCGCCAGUACCAGAUCCCCUCUCGGAACGUUCCCUCUGCCCGCCUGGGCCUCCUGGGCACCAGCGGAUUUGUCAGCUCCAACCAGCGCCACACUGCAACUAACCCCACCAUCAUGAAACAAGGAAGACAGAACCUCUGGUUUGCCAACCCCGGCGGCAGCAACAGCAUGCCCAGCCGCACACACAGCUCGGUGCAGAGGACACGCUCGCUGCCCGUGCACACGUCGCCGCAGAACAUGCUGAUGUUCCAGCAGCCAGAAUUCCAGCUUCCCGUGACUGAACCUGACAUCAACAACAGGCUGGAGUCCCUGUGCCUCAGUAUGACCGAGCACGCCCUGGGAGACGGGGUUGACCGGACCUCCACUAUCUAGAAGAUGAAGAUGAAGAUGAGAGGGACCACGCUGGCCAUCAACGUGACUUCAGGGUUGCACAGAAUCCUCCAAGAUACUUUGCAGCCUUUUCCCCCUGGUCCCUCGCUCAUUUUGAUUUUGUGAGAGUGUAGGUCAUCCUUGUAAACAUAUCAGUAGACCUGGGAUUGGUUAUGUUGUCAUUUGUUUCUGUAUGGGAUGGUUUGGUGUGUGGGGGUUGGGAGGGGUCUCUAGGGAAAUACGGGACUGGGAGGGGGUGGAGAGAUGCAAGUGGCUUCCUAGGUGGAAAUGGGGGGGGGUACUGCCAUGAAAGAGAGGAGAGACAGGACCUGGGAGCCUUCUCAGAGGACCUGGCUUCUCCGUCAGGCCAUAGGAGAGGAUACACGUGACCAAAACAAGAUGGCGGCUCAUCUGUGUGUGUCUCCCCGACUGGAUUUCCCUGAGCGGCCUGCUUAAAACAGCUGCACAAGAGGGCCACAUGGCAACAGGGGCAAGAAAGAAGAAAUUCCCUCCAGCAAAAUUUCAGAUAAACUUUGAUUUGUGUAUUGUUUACAUAAGAAUUUUAAAGGGUACAUAAUGUGUAAAGAGUUUGGGUGGAACUUCUCUUCAUACUAUGGUUUUUGUAAAGGAUUUAUUGUUAUGGAUUCAUUUUUUCCCUCUAUUUUUAUAAUAGCAGCAGGGUUGUCUUUUAAAACAGCUGCCAAGCUCUGCUUUUUGGGAAGACGGAUUUAGUCACACAGGCCUGAGUUGUCGCCUCUCACCAUUAAGGGGCGGAGCAUGUACAGGGUGGGUUCGAAGGACAAGGAUCUGACCUGAAAGAGCACAAGACUAGGCAAGGGCAGGGCAGAGGAGAAAGGCACCAUGUGAUCGGUGUCAGAUCUGCUCACUGGGCACCCAGCGAUUCUAAAGCCUGUAGCCUCUUUCUGGGCUGCAUUUGCUUCUCAUCUAAAGACCUCUGUCUUCCCUGCUAUGGGCUUCAUCCCAGCCUCUGGGCCUCACCCAGCGACACAGGUGGGUGCAAGUUCCCCUGGAGGAGGAAGGGCGCCGCCGGAUGCUGUCGCCUUGCAGGAGGCCUGAUACCUGGAGGAUGUGCCUGAAAUGUCUGCAGUGGCGUCGCUCAUAGGAACCCGAGUCCGGGGGCCGCAGCCCCCUUGCUCUGGCCCUGCUGAGGAGGAGAGAAAUGCCCAGCAGCAGUGUCAAGAGGGCCAGCCAGCAAGUAUUGGAGUGCGGAGAGGCAUCGGGCCACGUGGUCGGGCUCCACGGAGCAGGUGGGCAAGGAGAGCCGGAGGAAAGGUGAACUUCGAGACGUGAGCGACGGUUCCAUCCAAAUGAAGUGAGUCAGGUCUGCGAUACUGUUUGCUGAUUUCUCCACCCGCGCAGAAAGGCAAAAACCCCACCCGUUCUAUGGUGAGAGAGUAACAAACCGGUACCACAGAGGAAUAGCUCUGUUUCUUAAGGGCAAGACAGGCUGUUGCGAAUUGGACGCAGCGAAAGGUAUGAGGAAAUCAAAAAGGAACUGUUCUCUGCACUGGAAAAUUGGGUUGUGUACAUGAUGGGAUGAAUGCUCAGCUGGGAGAGCGAUCGGGAGCUGGUAUGAGGCCUGCUUAUUAACUGGGUGAAAUGGGUGCUUUUUUUCUUAAGAGUAGUCAGAGUCAAAAUUAAAGAGAUCAGACCAUGGAAAUUACUGUGCUUGCUGACGAUUAUUUUUAUAAAAAGGAGUUAUUGAAGUACACAUAGAUUUAAACAGCCUUGAUAAAAUCUGAACAACUUUUUUACCUUUAAGAUUAAAAAUGUAUACCCAGCCCAGACGUGGAUGCUGGGGCAAGACUUUCGAAGGCCUUUUGUAGUCCAAAGAGCUGAGAGCAAGCACCAUAACCCGUCAGAGGCUUUGGUGAGCACAGGAAGUUGGAAUCCAUAAUUGCACACAGUGCAGUUCAAAAAAGAAGCAAAAGCUUCCAGCCCCUCUGUGGGUCACCAGGUCCUAAAGACGCAGAUCUGGGUGCAGAAGGAGGCAGCAUGUUUUAGUGGAUUUUUUUUUUUUUAACCAAGUGCCAUUAACAUCCAUCCUGCCCAUUCCUUGUCUACACAGCAUGAUGUGAGGAACGCAGGGAUGGAGGAUCGCAUGUAAGGCGGGAAGAGCAGGGCAAGAUGUCGAAGGCCAAAAGCAAGGCCAGAAGGUUUGAGCAUGUGUUUUGGGGAUGCUGAGGAAGCGAACAAAGAGGUGCGAAAACGAGGGUUUUACACGACGAGAAAGGAGAAGCAGUGUUUGUGUCCGUGGCGGAACCCAUGCGUCUGUAAAGACUCAUUCAGAAAACGGAUUGUGAACACAAUCACCUUAGCAUGAAUCCUUUAAAAGGAAGAAGACCUUAAAGUAUUUGCCAAUCUGAAUUUCUAUUUAUUCCUUCACUGAAUAUAGAAGCAAUGGUUAUCUGAUUAUUAGAGAUAUUAUUUUGGAUAUGUUACUUAUUAACUUGCUAUGGCUGGUAACCAUGAUAAAGUCUGUUAUUAAUAACAACAUAAUUCUUUUUUUAAAAAAAGAAAAAGAAAAGCUUAUUUUUCAUUGACUGUAUAGAUUUAUCUACUUAGUUGUGUUUUGCUAUAUUAGUGUUUUAGUUGGGGUUUUUUUUUUUUCCUUUUUAAGUAGAGUGUUCUGAUGAAUUCUAGGAGCCCGUCCCCACCUUGUUUUGAGUCCUGUGUUGACUGCAGGUGUACAGCUCAAUUUAAAAGUCCUAAAGCAAAAAGAAUUUUAUUUAUAAAAGAAUCCAACAGUUGCAUGCCUAAGGCUGUGAAGUCGGAUAUUUAGUAAUAAAACGGCAGUGCCUUUUUUUUGUAUUUACCCACUGACCCCCCCCCAUGCAACUGUUUUAUAUUAAGUAAAUAGUACACCAUUUAAAACUCUCAGAGUAAACUCUAUUUCACUACACGGAUUUCUCCCCCCUUGUUCUGAUUUAAGCAGUGUGUGCCGGCAUCUCUACGCUGUCCGAGGGGCAGCUGCGUAUACGAUCUUGUUACCAUGUAUGAUGUUUUAUUGGUGCUUUUUACUCAUAGUAGUUUCUUACCAGAAACAGUAGGAAGAAACACAUAAAUUGUGUACAAGACACGAAACAUGCUGCUGAUAUGUUGGGUUUUUUUGUUUGUUUGUUUUUUUUUUCCACUUGCUUUUUGAGUUUGACUUUUUCAGCAAGAGCCAGGGAGCCGAGUAAACUGUUGGGUUUGCCUGCCCCGGGGCGCUGUUGGCAUCAAGCUCCCAAAUCCUGGGGAUGGUGGGUCGCUCCUAGGUACUCGGGAUCGGAGCUACAGCCGGGCUCUCGUUCGCUUGCCGCGACACUGAGGGAAACCAGGUUUCCUUUUGAGGCGUCGCUGGCUGCCUUUCACGCGAUGGGAGCCCGUCUUUCCGGGUCUUCGCUCUGCACUUCUCAUAGCUGCCGCGUGUGCGAGGUUUGCAGAUGCGAGUCCCCGGGAACCCGGGCUGAGGGCCACAGGAGGGCUGUGAGGGGAGGACACGCAGGCCCCGUGUGCCUCCCCCAGCUGUGCACCGCCGUCUGCCACGGCCUGGGUGCAGGGAGCGGCCUCCCGGAGACACCCGCUCGCUGGGGUGCACCUGUUACAAGCCGCACCCGCGGAAGGCUCAUUUGCACAUGGAGCUGUGAUAACACUAAUGUCGUGUUCUCUUGCUUUUUUACAAGUCAUCAGAGAUGUUUGCAAAGUGAGGUUUUCUUUUGUAAUCCCUUUAUCUUUACUUAAAGGUGAACGUGUAUUCAUUCCUCUGGGAGGGAUAGGAAGAAAACAGGAAUGUUAAUAAUGUCAAACAGAAGACUUCCUCCCUUAUUAAUAUAUAACCCUCAUGUAUUUAUGCCUAAAGUAAGCUGACUUUUAAAAAGCUUUCUUUCGUUGCAUGCCCCAUGCAGGCUUCUGUAUUGUAUAUGCAUGCCUUUUGUCCUGUUUUUCCUGUAUAAAGUUAGUGAACAAAGAAAUAUUUUUGCCUAGUUCAUGUUGCCAACCAAUGCAUAUUUUUAAAAUUUGUCAUAUAUGGAAAGAGCAUGUUUGUCACAUGUAAAAGCUUUACUGAUAUACAGAUAUACUAAUGUUUGAAGAUGCUGUUCUUUGCAAGUGUACAGUUUUCAAAUGUUACCAGUGAAGCACCCUCGUGGUUUAAACUUGCUACAAUGUAUUUAUUACUCAUUUCCUCCCAUGUAACGAAGAAUCAUGGCUAUAUUUCAUAUCAACGUUAUAUUGAAAGUGAAAGGGAAAU
Fukomys damarensis (Damara mole-rat) is the source of this 6226-nucleotide messenger RNA. RefSeq names its product sterile alpha motif domain containing 4A (gene Samd4a). Gene Ontology annotation, molecular function: mRNA binding; translation repressor activity; protein binding. Gene Ontology annotation, cellular component: P-body. The transcript is spliced from 13 exons. The record is from RefSeq and is a predicted model, not a curated record. Gene Ontology annotation, biological process: regulation of mRNA stability; negative regulation of translation; regulation of DNA-templated transcription. Lineage: Eukaryota; Metazoa; Chordata; Mammalia; Rodentia; Bathyergidae. Bases 286 to 1977 code for a protein of 563 amino acids.